AGGAUUGGCCGAAUUCUCUCUUCUUUUUCUCUUCUUGGAUUUUUUCAUAUUGCUCAACAUGAACGAAGAAUACAAUUUUGACAGUGAGACAGUACCUGUGAUGAUACAAUCAUAUAUGGACUGGGAAGAAACUGCAGCAGUAAAUGCAGCACAAAAAGAAGCUAAGAGGAAGACCAAACCUCACUCCAAGGAGCCCUUCCUUGAUGUAGUGAAGAAGGAAAGGGGAUCAUACAUUACCAAGAAUGAAGCAAAGGUAGUCAAUUUGAUCAAUUUGUUGCAAGAGUUUGAAAAUAUGUCUAUCAGUGAAGCGGGGCUUUCCAAGUCAACAGCUAUUCGUAAAGCCAAGCAGUGGAAUCAAAUGACAAGCGAAAUAGCUGAAGGGUUCCCUGAUUCUAUCGCAAUCAAAGAAGGAAGCAAAUAUCAGCAUCUUGGGUGCUAUUUAAAAGAAGUUGUACUUGGUGCUAGGAGUGGAAAACGAACUCGAACUGGUGAAAAAUCUCAGGCCCCCAAGAGGAAAGAUUACGGUAUAUGUGAUGGUACUGUCAGAGUUUGGAACACAGAAACAUUAAAAUGCGCUUAUCUAAUCCAAUCAUGUCAUGAUGUCCGUGACAUCUUUUCUGUCGUCUAUUCUGACACCACCAACAAAAUCUAUUUCGGUAGCCAAAACACCAGCAUUCAAUGGUAUGAUUUCGCCGAUCCACAAACACACGGCUCCAAUACAGAUAUUUUAAUCGUUCCCAAUUCACCUCGUAAAGUUGGAACCAUCAAUUUCUUCGAGGAUGGGGAAGGUCAUGACGAGGAGGAUCGAUUACAAGCCGAAUUAGACAGAGAUGUGAUUAAAUGUGUUAUCCGCGAAAAAAAAACGUAUGCAGUAAUGUACAUGACGGUUAUUUAUAUUGUUUAUUGCAUGCAAACGAUAUUCCCAACAUGGAAGAAAUGGAUCGCUAUGCGUACAGUCAGUGGAAACCCUAAAUAUAUGGAAGAGUGA
Molecule: messenger RNA, 988 nt
Organism: Mucor mucedo
Lineage: Eukaryota; Fungi; Mucoromycota; Mucoromycetes; Mucorales; Mucoraceae
Exons: 4
Coding region: 59-988 (309 amino acids)
Molecular function (GO): protein binding
Source: RefSeq, a predicted model, not a curated record